Molecule: messenger RNA, 627 nt
Organism: Striga asiatica
Lineage: Eukaryota; Viridiplantae; Streptophyta; Magnoliopsida; Lamiales; Orobanchaceae
Source: the annotation of a GenBank genome assembly
UCAGUGUUUAAUCUGGACGAACUCGGCCUGGAAAUAGCAAGGAUUGCUCUGCCUGCAGCACUCGCUUUGACAGCUGAUCCUAUUGCAUCUUUGGUAGAUACUGCUUUUAUCGGCCAAAUCGGUCCAGUCGAACUAGCUGCUGUGGGAGUUUCCAUUGCCUUAUUCAAUCAGGUCUCGAGAAUAGCGAUUUUCCCUCUCGUUAGCGUGACAACUUCUUUUGUGGCCGAGGAAGAUACAAUCACAAGAAUAGAUAAUGACUCCAAAGAUUGCGAAAGCUUGGAAAACAUUUCGACUCUAGAAAGCGAAACUAAGACAUUGAUACCACAAAAGAAGUUGGAAAAUAGCAGCUUCGAGGUAGUUAAGGCCGAGCCACGCAAGAAGCAGAUUGCAUCGGCAUCAUCUGCAUUAAUCAUCGGGGGCAUUCUUGGCAUAAUCCAAGCCGCUUUUCUGAUUCUUGCAGCUAAACCUUUACUAAGUUUCAUGGGAGUCAAACCACAUUCGUCAAUGGCAGACCCAGCACAACAGUACUUGAAGCUGAGAUCACUUGGGGCACCAGCAGUUCUUUUGUCAUUAGCUAUGCAAGGAGUUUUUCGUGGAUUUAAGGACACUAAAACCCCGUUAUACGCG